Lithohypha guttulata is the source of this 1092-nucleotide messenger RNA. RefSeq lists its product as uncharacterized. The record is from RefSeq and is a predicted model, not a curated record. Lineage: Eukaryota; Fungi; Ascomycota; Eurotiomycetes; Chaetothyriales; Trichomeriaceae. The transcript has a single exon. The coding region runs from base 1 to 1092 and encodes 363 amino acids.
AUGGUGUUAAAAGAUGACUCGCCACGGCAAUUUCAGGCCAAACCGAAUAAGCUUGAACUACCUACACCGUCGACAGCUCGUGGUCCCAGAUCACCCAACCCGUCGCAUCUAUUGCCUGCAACAGCCCUCUUUCAUGGUCCUCAUUCUCGAAAUGCUUCUCAUACCUCUUUGUCUCGCUCGCGCGACGAUCGUCCCAAUGACCCAUCUACACCUAUUGAUCGGAACCGUGACCGUGAUCAACCACAACAUCUCCCGCGUGCUCGUCCACCCACUUCCUCCUUCUCGGGUCCUCGACCAAGUCUCAUAGCAGCAAGCCCUAAAAACAAUGCGCCUGGAGGAGGUCAAACUGGUGCCUCUGCUGUGCGCCCCAAACCCGGUGCUACUAUCUCAUCAAAGAAAGAAGAUGACUUCCGUGCUGAUGCUGUUUGGGCUGAGAUGCAGAGGACACUGGCUGAUGUAGAGCUUAGCGCCAUGAACAGCAGCCAUGUCUUUGGUCAGCAGCACGCGAGAGCGCUCGAGGAUCUGAGGACUGCUCAGCUAGGUCUGGCACAGGCGUGGGCAAAGAGUGAGGCAGAUGAGAUGGUCGACGAGGAGUUUGGUGGAGACGAGGGAGAAACGAGUGCUGUAGGCACGAUGAGAGGCGGCAUUUUUGGCGGUACUCCAGCUCGAGAGAAGUCCGGACAUAGCAGACAUGCUAGCACGGCUUCUAAUGCGAGCAGAAGUGGAAACCUUGAAGAGGAAACAGAAAGAGACAUCCGACUUGCGCGACGUAGAAGAGAGGCGAACGACCGGUAUUUCAAACAGGUCAAUAAAGGUGUUCUAGACGUGGUGAAGAAAUUGGACGAGGUAGCAAAUGCAAUGAGACAAGUCGAGAAGGAGAGUCGUGAACUCUGGAACGAGACUUCUGGGAGUGGAAGCGAGGAUCUGGGCGAUGUGACGGAAACGGACCAGAGCACACAGCAACAAACGAAAAACAAAGAUAUUGAAAGACCUGGCGGAAGAAGUAGAGCAGAAACGGCAGAAAGUCAGAUUUUCAGUCUUAGGACAGAGACAACUGACGCUCUCAGCGAUAGUCCAGAAUCGAAGAGAUAA